Vicia faba (fava bean) is the source of this 414-nucleotide messenger RNA. The record is from the annotation of a GenBank genome assembly. Lineage: Eukaryota; Viridiplantae; Streptophyta; Magnoliopsida; Fabales; Fabaceae.
AUGCUUCGCCGCGGUUUGCUAUCAUAUCUCCGCUCGUUCUUCGCCUCAUCAUCUGUCUCAAGCUUCCGUCUCCCAGCGCCGUGGUGCCAUCACCGAAGAUCUCCAAUUUUAACCCUCAGUUCAAAUUCCUUCGAUCCGGUUUCAUUAUCGCCACCCUUAUCAAUUUCCACCACUGUUGCGAACAACGUCAGCAUCUCACACCACCAUGUGAAGUUGUUGUUGCACAAGAGAUUGCAGAAGUUUGUUGCCAAGAGGGAUGAAGGAUUUGUCGUGGUUGUUGCAGAGAAGGAUGAAGUAUUUGUUGUGGUUGUUGCAGAGAAGGAUGAAGGAUUUGUUGUGGUCGUUAUAGAGAAGGAUGAAGGAUUUGUUGUGGUCGUUGCAGAGAAGGAAGGUUAUAAAGAUGGUGGAUAUUGA